Psylliodes chrysocephalus is the source of this 1324-nucleotide messenger RNA. Lineage: Eukaryota; Metazoa; Arthropoda; Insecta; Coleoptera; Chrysomelidae. The record is from the annotation of a GenBank genome assembly.
CUUUGGUUUUUGGUUGUAAACAAAUAUUUAUGAAGAAAACAUGAAUGUACCGAGGUACGAAUUUUGUGAAGAAAAUAAACAACUUUUGUUAAAUUUUAUCAAAAAGUCAAACAAAUGUAAAUCUAAUGUGAAUUGCAACAUUGCCGCACACAAUAAUCUGUCGAAUGUUCUACCUCUGAAACAAAUUUUAGAUAAACUUUCAGAAGAGACCGAAAUAAUAGACAUUGUAGAUAGCGAUGAAGAGCAAUUAAAUGCAGAAGAAGCAAAUGAAUUUGUAUCACAGAUCUUACAGAAUAGUAUACAACCAUUUAAUGAAACUGUGGCAGAUGAUAUAUCUGAUGCCAUCAAAGAAAUCCUACAAAGUAAAAAAACAGCAGCUGACCAUGUGAUAUCAGAUCUUCACAAGCAUAAUUUGGAUCUUGUUAACAUUUUUAAACAGUUAUUUGAAGAGUUAAGUUUUGAAAAUGUUAUAGAUUUGGGGAUUUUACUUAGUUCUCACAGUAUCACCAAUGAUGAGAUAAUUUUGUCUUAUGUGAGGCAUAUGUUAAUUAAACAGCUUGCAUUGGAAUAUUCAGACAAACUUCAGGAUAACCUGAAUAUAUUUUGCAUAAAAUAUCCAGAAAUUUUAACAGAAGAGCUAUCUAACUACAUACUAAGUUCUUCUGACAAUUACUCAAGGGCUACUUUACAAUUUAUAGAUGGGUUAUCUGUAGAAUUUAAAAAUAAAUUAUUAAGAAAUUUUGUCUUAAAUUGCAAAAGUUUGGAAGAAUACCACUUAGCGAUUCUUGACAUUUUAUUGGUAGAUCAAACUGAAAUCAACACCAUUAACAGAUUAGUAGAAUUAAUGUCUAAAUCUGCUGAAAAUUAUUCCACCAACAAAGUGUUUGGGAAAUUUUUGCAUAAAGUAGUUCAGUUUUUGGAAAAAAAUGUUUGUUUAAUGGAGAAACCCAUGAACCACAUCAUAGGAAACCACAAAUCAAUCUGGAAGGUAAAAAUUAAAAAAAUAUAUGAUGGAUUUAUGCAAGACAGUUUGUUGAUGUCUCAAACUUUAAGAGAUUAAAUUUUGUAAAUCAAUAAUUUUGUUUAUUUUUAAAAAUUUGGACGGCCGUCAAAUCCUUCAGUGUAUCCCUUCCCUUACCUCACACCACAUGUUUCUUCACUCCUGAUCUACAACUGGACCGUAUCGGCACUUACCUGUACCUUCUGUCACACUACUUACUACCCUUCACCUCACUCAUAUCAACCUUCUGCAAAUCUAUAACCUUCAAUUUUUGUGGCAGUCUUGCCAGGAUAAAUAUUAAACUCACUUCACCGUAGCUCCCUG